Molecule: messenger RNA, 3667 nt
Organism: Oreochromis aureus
Lineage: Eukaryota; Metazoa; Chordata; Actinopteri; Cichliformes; Cichlidae
Product: homeodomain-interacting protein kinase 1-like
Exons: 11
Coding region: 1134-3035 (633 amino acids)
Biological process (GO): peptidyl-threonine phosphorylation; peptidyl-serine phosphorylation
Cellular component (GO): cytoplasm; nucleus
Molecular function (GO): protein serine/threonine kinase activity; ATP binding; protein tyrosine kinase activity
Source: RefSeq, a predicted model, not a curated record
UCCGCUUUCUGCAAUUCAGUUCAGCUACAUGACAAUGAUUAUUGAAAUAGGUUAGGAGUUCACUGGGAUUCGGUAGGGCUGUUGUAACAGGGAAAGACUGUUUGCAGUAAAGUCAGUGGCAGAGACAACGAUAGGCUGAAGUUUAAAAAAAAUGCUUUGUGGUCUGAUGAAAAUGUAUCCUCUACAUCUAAGUUCUCUAGACUUUGAUCAGGUCAGGAAUGUAACCUUAUGAAUGAGUGGAUGCUUUAACAGACUAUAGUUAUGAUUCAACUUUUUCUAGUUAUACAUACAUGCUGUAUGUAGGACAACACGUGUGAAUGUUUAAACAGCUAGAAUGAGUACCCUGACACGCUUUGACAGAGAAACAGAGAAAAGUGCAGAAAAUGAUGUACUGUGACAAAUCUAUAUAUUAAAAAGCACGACAAGCUAGAGUUCAAAUGCAGCAAAACUGCUAAGAGAAACAAAGGACACUUAACACACUUCUUAUAAAAAUCAGCAGCUCUCUCACAACUUUGAGGAAGACUGGUGGCUGAAUUUAGUCAUACUGGCCAAAUAUCUCAUUCCAAGUAAACUGAGAUAAUUAAAUCAUUAAUCAUUCGGUGACAACCGCUUUAAAUAAAGUAACAACAAACCAGAAAGAAAAAGGAGUAUAAUAAUAAUAAUAACAAGAACAAUACUAAUACUACUACUACUACUACUAAUAAUAAUACAGGAUUUAACUAAAUAGGUUUAAUUUUGACAAUGACAGCUUCCAUUCAUCUGUACAGUAUAGUGACUGACUAUGGCUGAGCACAGGUGCUAAAUUCAUUCAGUCCAGUGUGGAGAACAUUAGCAUGGAAGGGGAGGAUUAUUUACUUAGUCAUCUAUUUUCCUGUUUUCUUCAUUUCAUUGGAGGAAGAAAUACAGGGGCGGCGCAUGGAGCUGCGUUAAAGACGGGGUCCCUCUCCUCGGCUUCCUGCACACCUUUCUCCAUCAACUAAAUCUGCUAAAGCAGCAGGUUUGAUUACAACUAGAAAGUUUUUCUGCAACAUCCUCAAGAAGGCAGCUCUGGAAGAAGCGUUUGGGAGGACUGGGGAAAAACAAGUGUACUGAAGAGGAUCAAAUAAUUUACUCUAAGUACUACAGUAAAGGCAAUGGCUGAGCUGCCUACUGAGCGGGUUUUACCUGAACCACCACCUGCCAACAACGGGCAGGUGCGUCAGGGGGCUUCUUCUCCAAGAAGGUGUGACGAUGCCAGAGAUGCCCAUACCUUUGCCCAGGACAACCGAUUACUUCCCAUAGGCUGGUACUUCACUGGAGCUGCACGGUACCGGAUGAUAACUACCCUGGGAGAAGGAGCCUAUGGCACGGUUGGAAAAUUCAUUAGGCUCAAUGACAUGAAGACCGUAGCCAUCAAAAUAAUUAAGACUGAUUACUUCAGAAAUGGAUUGGCAAACGUGGAGGUGGCUGCCCUGCGAAAGUUAAAGUUCUACAAAUCUGAAAGGUAUAACUUGGUUCAGUUUUACAACGUUCUUACCGAUGGGCAAAAAUUAUGUCUCGAAUUUGAGCUUUUGGACAAAAACCUUUAUGAAUUCAUGAAGGAAAGACAUUUCCGACCGCUCGCUCUAAGAUCAGUUAGAGCCAUCACCGCGCAGAUUGCGAAAGCGCUGGAUCAUUUGAAGUCUGUACGUUUGAUACAUGCAGACCUCAAGCUGGAAAAUGUGAUGCUUGUCAACCAUCAGAAACAACCAUAUAGGGUCAAAGUGAUUGACUUUAGCUUGGCAUGUGACACCUCUGCUGCCUCGAUGGGCUCUUACAUUCAGUCCCGUUCAUACCGGUCCCCAGAGAUUAUUCUCGGGGCUCCAUUUACAGAGGCCAUAGAUGUAUGGUCUCUGGGCUGCAUUGCUGCUAAUCUGUACCUUGGCUCCAUGCUUUUCCCUGGUGAGAACGAAUAUGAGGUGAUGAGGUACAUAGUGGAGACUCAGGGCCAGCCCCCAAGCAAGAUCCUCGACUGUGGGCUCAAGACUGUCUUUUUUUUCGACAUGCAGUUGUAUUUCACCACCAGCACGUGGAAACUCAAGACACCUGAACAGUUUGUCAGUGAGACAGGGAUUAAGUUCACUGAGAAAAGGAUGAUGAAGUUGACCUCUCUUGAUGACCUUAAAAACCUCUGGUUCACACGUCAUCAAAAUUAUACCACUAAAUCCGCAGAAAUCUGCGAUCUGCUGGUGUUUAUCGAGCUGCUUAAAGGAAUGCUUCAGCUUGAUCCUGAAAAACGGAUGACGCCCAGUCAGGUGCUGCAGCACGACUUCACAACACUGCGCCACAUAUUGCGGUUGUACCCCUACAGCUUCCAUGUUAACUCUUGCUUUCAGAAGAUUAGCAUCUGUCAGACCAUAACAGCUGGUCCUACAGGUGUGUGCAGGUCUCUGCAGCAACCAUCCUCCAGGACCAGCCACCCUACUGAGCAAAGUCUUCCUUGCCCUCCAACUGAAGCUGGCAUAACAACAGCGCGCCCCUGCCCUUCUUUCAGGACCAGCCACCCUACCCAGCAAAACCAACCUUGCCCUCGAGCUAAGCACAGCAUCCAAGUGAGGCACCAUUCUCACUCUAAGACCACCUGUCCUCCUCUGCAAAAUCAUCCUCGCCCUCCAUCUGUGCGCUACUGCCCUUAUUCCAGAACCACCCACCUUGCUCAGCAAAAUCAUCCUUGCCUUCGAGUCUUACACCACUGCUGUUUCUUCAGGACCAUCUGUCCUCACCAGCACAAUCAUCCUCGCCCUCCAGCUGUGCGCUACUGGCUCUACUUUAGGACCACACACCCUCCCCAACAAUAUACACUUUGCCCCCUAGCUCAGCAUGGGACCCAAGUGCGGUAUCACUGCCUUUACUGCAGGAGUACCCAUCCUUGCAGCAAUAUCCUUCUGGCCUUGCUGCUAAACUCCACUGCCUUUACUUUGGCACCACCCAUUCUGCUUAGCAAUGCCGUCCUCACCCUCCAGCCAAACACUGCACCUCAACAGAGAACCCCUGCACAAAGUCUAGGACCACAGUGAAGUCCUACCUUAGCAAGACUCACCAAAUCAAACCAGUCUUAAAAAAAAAUUUAAUGGCUGAUUAGACAAUGUGGUUAAGAGUCUCUGACCAAUCUGAAAGAUCAUUGUGAUUUAAAAAGGGUUCCAUUGCUCUGCUGAGCCAUCUUGCGCAAGCAUUGGAUGUAGGACAAUUACAGCUCACCACAAAGUAAGAAUCAGAAUACUUUAUUAAUCCCUAAGCAAAUUAUGUAGAGAAAGAUGAACAAUGGGGAAGACUAUAUUGAGAGGUUGCAUAGGAGUGCCAGAUGGAACUCUUGAGAUUGCAGCAUCCACACUUUUAAUCACAUCUUCCUUAUUGAGACUGAUCAACAGGACGCUGACUGAGCACACAUGCUGGAAACAGACAUUUCUGCUCAGGAGUAAACCAAAAAAGAAAUAAAAAACAUGAACAAUAGACCUGGUAGGCUAUAUGUACCAAUCACUUAUAAGAAGAAGUGAUAAUUAAAACCAUUUAAAAUUUGUUUUUCCACUGAAUUACUUUAUUUUCACUGACAUGUUGUUGUAUGAAGUACUUAUCCUUUAUUGUAUUUCUAAUAAGUGGAACAAUAUUAAAACAAUAAACUUGUGAUUUCUCUAAUUUAAGAGCCAGCUUC